AUGGGCAAAGUGGUGAUCCCUCGCAACAUUGUUGAGAGCAAUGAAGAGGGCGUGACCGAGUUCGUGCCAGAUGACCAUGUCCUGCCAGUGUUCAUUGGCCAGUGCAAGGAAUGUGCUCACUAUAAUUUUUGUGACCUCUACAGGAUCAAUGUUGACCGGGGCAUGCUGAUAGAUUUAGAAGGCCUCGCAAAAACGGCAAAGGGUUUGAGGGUGGCGAUUUUUAGCCUUGGAUUUCCAGCUAAGAAAUUUUGCUGCACCGACUUUGUAAACCCAAAGGAUCACACCAAGCACUGCAUGAGGUAUCGGUGGGGCAUGGUUAGGCUGGUGGGUGUCCCACACAAGGAGGUGGCAUUCAAUACCCACCUGAUGAACUUCCUAAGUGGCAAGACCUUGAAAGGUGCCUUCUUUGGGAACUACAAGCCGCACACCAACCUCCUAGAUGUUGUCAAGAUUUACGCGAGGAAGGAGCUGGAGCUGGAGAAGUUCAUCACGCACGACGGACCUUUCUAA
Molecule: messenger RNA, 510 nt
Organism: Triticum dicoccoides
Lineage: Eukaryota; Viridiplantae; Streptophyta; Magnoliopsida; Poales; Poaceae
Product: alcohol dehydrogenase 3-like
Exons: 5
Coding region: 1-510 (169 amino acids)
Biological process (GO): formaldehyde catabolic process
Cellular component (GO): cytosol
Molecular function (GO): zinc ion binding; alcohol dehydrogenase (NAD+) activity; S-(hydroxymethyl)glutathione dehydrogenase [NAD(P)+] activity
Source: RefSeq, a predicted model, not a curated record